This is a messenger RNA of Ictalurus punctatus (channel catfish), 3357 nucleotides long. It is a transcript of the gene mmp23bb, whose product is annotated as matrix metallopeptidase 23bb. Gene Ontology annotation, biological process: proteolysis; extracellular matrix organization; collagen catabolic process. The transcript is spliced from 8 exons. The coding region runs from base 1467 to 2564 and encodes 365 amino acids. Gene Ontology annotation, molecular function: zinc ion binding; metalloendopeptidase activity. Lineage: Eukaryota; Metazoa; Chordata; Actinopteri; Siluriformes; Ictaluridae. Gene Ontology annotation, cellular component: extracellular matrix. The record is from RefSeq and is a predicted model, not a curated record.
AUUAAGCCUUGAGUUCUUGUACAUCUCAGUUAAAUUUUUUUGAAGUGUGUUAUAAACACAGGCAAGAUGAGGGAGAACGGUCCUGAAGUAGGCUAUUACUCAUACUAGAGCUACAGCAAAAUAUUUGUAGGGUAUUUGUCGUUUUAGAGAUGUAGACAUUCUUUCCACCACAGAAAUCCACUGGCAGAUUCAGCAAGAAUGCAGUAGGCUUCAGGGUUUUACUCGCUUAAUAAUUAUUUUAUCAUAUGUUUGGACUUUGGAUAGAUAGCAUUUAAGUCAGACUUUGAGGCAAAGUAUGAAGAAUGUGUGCCAACUUGAACUAAUAUCUGGUUGAUUUCACACCUAUUGCUACUGGCUUAGUGGUUAGCACAUUUGCUUCGCACCUCUGUGGUAGGGGUUUGAAUCCCACCUUCGCCCUGCGUGUGCAUGGAGUUUGCAUGUUCUUCCUGUGCUUUUGGGUUUCCUCUGGGUAUUCCAGUUUCCUCCAAAGACAUGCAUUGCAGGCUGAUUGGCAUUUCUAGAUGGUCUGCUGUGUGUGCGAAUGUGCUCUGUGAUGGUUGGAACCCUGUCCAGGCUGUCCCCUGCCUUGUGUCCCGAGUUCCCUGGUAUAGAUAGGCUCCAGGCUCUGUGUAGGAUAAGCUAGUGGUUUUCAAAGUGGGGGCCGCCAGGGGGCGCCCUGGGGGCCUCAACAAUUUGGUGUGAAAAAUAAAUUCUCACUCUCAGACAAACACACACACACACACACACACCCACACAAUCAAUUCCUAAUGUAAAGAUGUAAUUAUUAAUAAUAAUUUUUAAAAAGUGGGAUAUAUUCAGAAGUCUGUAUUUUUAAUGUGUAUUAAAGACGUCUUGCAAAAGGGGGGCCUCGGACAAAUGUUAAUGCCAAUUGGGGGGCCUUGCCCUGGAAAAAUUUGGGAACCCCUGGGAUAAGCGGUAUGGAAAAUAGAUGGAUGGAUAUUUCUCUUGGAAGAGCACUUGUGUGGGAAUAACCAAAGACAGGUUGUUCAUACGUUCAUCAAGAAAUGCAUUGCUAAAUAACCCAAAAAGGGCUUAUACUGCAUGUUUAAACAACCUCACGAGUCGAUUCACGCGAUCGAGAGUCGUUCACAGAAGAGCCGGUUCAUUGGUGAAUCACUCUCCAGAGAGCUCCAGAUCGCUGCGCUCCGGACGCAUGGCUAAAGUUCAAACGCGAAUAACGUCGUCUCAGUGUGAAGUAAUGCGGAUUGGUAACAUGCGAAAGUUUGCUGUGGAUGUUGGAAAGGACUUGUAGUCUUUCGGAUGAACAGUUUCGGAUGAGCAGGUUUAUUUCUCCAGAAAAAAACGCGCGGAUGCGCCAAGCUUUUUGGAUAGAGGAAUAAAAUACACGGCACAUGAGUGCUGUUCAGAGUAAACUCGCAUGUAAAAACAUCGCCUGAGUUGUUUAAAAGGCUGUAAAAAAAAAAUCAAAAGGCUCUGUUUUGGAAAUGCGGUGGAUUUGGAUAGGGAUUGUGCCUGUGGCACUGUUGGUGAUGGUGUUUUCUGCUGGUAUCUGGAGGAGAGAACAGGGAUGUCGUGUGUCGGGGAGUGGAGGGCUGCGAGAAUCGCCAGUUCGAGCCAAGCGCUACGCCAUCAACCCGCUGGGCUACAAGUGGGAGCACUUCAACAUCACCUACAAAAUCACAACGUUCCCCAACACGCUGAAUAAAGAUGACGCCCGCAAAGCCAUCAGUAUUGCCUUCAACAAAUGGAGCGAUGUCUCGCCUUUGACCUUUACAGAAAUCACCAACCCUAACAAGAGUGCUGAUAUCACUAUUGGUUUCUACACGUUUAAUCACACAGACUGCUGGUGGUCUCCGCUGCACCCCUGCUUCGACGGGCUGAACGGAGAGCUGGCUCAUGCCUUCCUGCCCCCGAGGGGGGAGAUCCACUUUGACAACCACGAGUUCUGGAUCCUGGGCAAAUCACGUUUCAGCUGGAAACAGGGUGUAUGGCUCAAUGACCUGGUUCAGGUAGCAGCCCAUGAGAUCGGUCAUGCUCUCGGCCUGUGGCAUUCACGUGACCCCGGCGCGCUGAUGCACCCCAACGCCACGUACACGGGGCAGCGAGACAUCGCUCAGGAUGAUAUCUGGGGAAUUCAGCGUCUAUAUGGCUGCUUGGAUAAGAAGCGUGUGUGUGACCCCUGGGCGCGGUUAGGAUUCUGUGAGAGUAGGCGGAGUUUCAUGAAGAAACACUGCCCUCAGCGCUGUGACCUGUGUUACGCGCCCCCGGAAGCUGGGUCUACUCCUACUCCUCCUCCUGCCAACGUCAAGAUCAAGAUGGUGCCUCGGGGAAAAGUAGUGGGCUUCCGCUGUGGGACCAAAAACACGAAAGUGCCUCCAAAAGUCAGGUGGUAUAAGGACGGAGAACAGCUGCUGACCUCAAUCCCUGGCUACAUUUCCAUCAAAGAUCGCAACCUGCGCAUCGUGGCUAACGAAUUCAACGAGGGAACGUACACCUGCCAGAUCCACCGGCGUGGUAGUGUCAUUUCAGCUAACUCGUGGGCCAUCAGGCUGAAACCGGAACAUCCCUCGAACAAUAGUUGAUGGUGAUGGAGCGAUGGAGAGAUGGAGAAGCACUUACACUACCUCCUGCACUCUCGACCUCUCAGAAGACUCAUUACCUCACAUUAGUCUCUCAGUGGAGGACUUCAUGGACCAGGUUCAUUCAGAAAUGCUUCAGAUGAGUCAAGCUGAAACACAAGGGCUGUACAGUAAAAACAUAAGCAUUUAGGCCUUUUUUUUAAAAAUGUGUAUGCAUAUUAUUGAUUUAUUAUUUUGUUUCUUUGCUGAACAGACAUUUUACAAAAAGUAUUUUUAUGCUGUCAAGCUCGUUUAGUCACUUAAGAUAGGAUUAUGGUAUAGCAAUUAUAUAAAUCUUUAUAUUUGUAACGUCAUUCAUGCAGAACAAUUCGGUACAGUGUCUCAAAUUACUCCAGCGCAUUUGUGUUACAUGCAGCCUGAUCUUGUCCCCUUUAUUUCACAGAUUACCUUUUUAUGUUUAUUAGAAAAUAUGCAGUAAACAACAUACUGGAGAUGGCUGUUGUCAAUGUAAAAUAAUCAGUGAGGUAGACACUUUAUCACUUCAUAAACCAUGCUGUAAAACAGAAAAAAAAGAAAGAGACAGAAAAGAAAACACAGUGAUAGAAGGUACUGGAUCAGGCUUUAUCUUUAUAAACAACAUCCAUACAUAGUUGACACAUUUUCAUGUAAACUUUUUUAUUAAAUAUAUAUUUAAACAGGUUCGGUCAGCUACUGUGAGGGAGUGAUGAAUCAGCCGCUGCAACUGCAUCUUUUUUUUUUUUUUUACUUGUAAUUAAAUGAAUGCAUCAUAAAUGUU